CUUCGAUGAAGAUUCGACAUAGACAAGAGUCAGGAGCACGACCUCCGCGUAUUCGCAUUCCCAGUUCAUUUUGAUCCUAGAGAGAGUUGCAAGGUGGAACGUGAUAGACAGACGCCUCCGUUCGUCCCCUAUCAUCUGCGCUACUCCCCGAGCCCGACGUCUUUUCAUCCCCGAUGCGACACAGACCAGCUGUUCCUGCUUCAGGAGGCCCUGGUAGGCCUUUUCUCCUGCUUGUUUGGACGGCAGUCCUGUCAGCGCUACUUAGCAUAGCACAGGAACUGCCUUCCUUUCCGAAUCAACCGGCAAGGGCUGUCAUCCAGUCAUGUCGAGGCUGA
Molecule: messenger RNA, 335 nt
Organism: Amoebophrya sp. A25
Lineage: Eukaryota; Dinophyceae; Syndiniales; Amoebophryaceae
Source: the annotation of a GenBank genome assembly